AUGCGUGGUAGUGAUAGAAACAGACGUACCGAAUGGCAUUAUGACGAAGCACAUUGUAGUCGUGGCAACCGAAAUCGCUCGCAUGUACAAUACGCGUCAGCUCGAACUCAGCAUGAUCCUCACUUGGGUCAUCACCGUAUCCAGGAUAGUCGCUAUUGGUAUCAAAAACCAGAUUCCCGCAACAAUCUCUCACUUCGUCGAUUCAACCAAUAUUCCACAUUCAAUCGACCCAAUCACCAUUUUCUUGCAAAAUCCAAACACCUUAAAGAGUACCUUCUGACAUCUUUGAAGUCGCAUAUAGAUAGGAUAGAGGAAUGGUUGCCAGAAAACGAGUGUAAGGGUGGGGACAAUCACGUCGACUUGCAUAACGUUGAAUGUCUCGAAGAAAUGGACUGGCAAUUAGAACGAGAGCUGGUCAUUGAAGGAUAUGAAUGGAGCUCGGAGGUCUUAUCACUUAGUCGGAAUGCGGCAGAGUUGAAAGAUGUCACUCCCGACAAUGGCCAUGGACAGUCAUCUAAUGGUAGAACCGAUACUGAAAGCGUGGUUCCGAAUAGAUGUUUGGACAUCGAACGGGAGGAUCAGAGCAAUGGCCUUGGUCCUAAAUGA
This is a messenger RNA of Botrytis fragariae, 606 nucleotides long. RefSeq lists its product as uncharacterized. The record is from RefSeq and is a predicted model, not a curated record. Lineage: Eukaryota; Fungi; Ascomycota; Leotiomycetes; Helotiales; Sclerotiniaceae. The transcript has a single exon. Bases 1 to 606 code for a protein of 201 amino acids.